Messenger RNA from Gongylonema pulchrum, 204 nucleotides. Lineage: Eukaryota; Metazoa; Nematoda; Chromadorea; Rhabditida; Gongylonematidae. The record is from the annotation of a GenBank genome assembly.
CAUGAGAAAGUUCAAGAGAAUUGUAUCGAUCUGGUUGGCUGUAUUGCUGAUCGUGGAAGUGAGUUUGUAUCUGCCCGGGAGUGGAUGCGUAUAUGCUUUGAAUUGCUGGAAUUAUUGAAAGCACACAAGAAAUCAAUUCGUCGCGCGGCAAUCAACACAUUUGGAUACAUUGCAAAGGUUGGAUUUGAGCGCAGGCUUCUUUAA